Messenger RNA from Podospora anserina S mat+, 348 nucleotides. RefSeq lists its product as uncharacterized. Lineage: Eukaryota; Fungi; Ascomycota; Sordariomycetes; Sordariales; Podosporaceae. The record is from RefSeq and is a predicted model, not a curated record. The annotation marks the transcript as partial. The transcript has a single exon.
AUGAGAGCGCCAACUCCCGUACAAACUUCGGCUCCUCCCCCGCCUAGAGAGACCCCCAGACAGGCCCCCCCGCAGCCCUCGCCACAGCAGCCUGUCCAGUUGACUAUGCAGCCAGCCCCAAGGCCAGCGGCUACAGAGAUCAAUUCUACUCCCAUGCGCUCUCCUCCCCGGGCCCCGGCAGCGCUUAGAGCCCCUCCCACCGGCCCGGCCGCCUCCCGCAACUUCACCUCCCCCGUGGCACCCAUCCCGCAACACUCGACCCCUCAAAUCCCCCCGAGCGGCCCAGCCCGGGAUACUACUAGUCCUAGCAUCCCGCCCUCCGGACCCCGCGGCUACAUCGCUCCCUCC